AUGGCCGACGAUAUCGAGACCAGCUUCCAGGCCGCCAUCGACGCUGGCAAGAUCAACGGUGCUGUUCUCUGUGCCACCGACGCCGAGGGUCGGUUUGCCUACGACAAAGCGCUUGGCGAGCGCAGCCUGCUAUCGGGCGAGAAGCGGCCACAGCAGCUCGACGACGUGCUGUACCUUGCUUCGGCCACCAAGCUGAUUACCGCCAUCGCCGCCCUACAGUGCGUCGAAGACGGCCUGCUCACUCUCGCCGGCGACCUGUCGGCCAUCGCGCCCGAGCUCGCUGCCAAGCAGGUCCUGACCGGCUUUUCCGACGACGGCGAAACCCCGCUGCUCGAGCCGCCGGCCCGCCCCAUCACGCUCGAGAUGCUGCUCACGCACAGCUCCGGCGUCAGCUACGACUUCCUCCACCCGCUCGUCGGCCGGUGGCGCGAGAAAUUCGCGCCGCUGCCACCAGACGGCGCGCGCCGGCCGGUCGAGGAGGCGUUUAGCUACCCGCUGGCCUUCCAGCCGGGCGCCGGCUGGAUGUACGGGCCGGGCCUCGACUGGGCCGGCCGCGUGGUGGAGCGGGUGACGGGCUGCACGCUGGGCGAGCACAUGCAGCAGCGCAUCUUCGGCCCGCUCGGGAUCACGGACGCCCUACCCGGUCACGCGGGAGGACCUGCGCGCCCGUCUCGUCGACCUCAACCCGAACGACCCCGAUGCCCUCGGCCGCGCGGUGCUCGGCGGCGGCGGCGACAUGAACAAGCGCAGCCGCGGGCACUUUGGCGGCCAUGGGCUCUUUAUGCCGGGGGACGACUUCGGCAAGGUUCUACGCUCGCUGCUGGCUGGCGACGGGAGGCUGCUCAAUCCCGCUACCGUCGACGGCAUGUUCCAGCACCGCCUGGCGCCCCAGGCGACCGCGGGGCUGCAGGCCGCGCUGGCCAGCCCUCUGGGCGUGUUCUUUCGUGUGGGCAUCGACCAGGAGACGAGGCUGGGCUACAGCCUGGGCGGCCUGUUGACGUUGCAGGACGUCGAGGGCUGGUACGGGGAGCGGACACUUACCUGGGGUGGCGGCAUGACGCUUACCUGGUUCAUCGAUCGCAAGAACGGCCUGUGCGGCGUCGGGGCCGUCCAGGCUACGCUGCCAGUCGAGAGCGACGUGGUGGCCGCGUUAAAGCAGAUAUUCCGCCGCGAUAUCUACUCUAA
Molecule: messenger RNA, 1185 nt
Organism: Venustampulla echinocandica
Lineage: Eukaryota; Fungi; Ascomycota; Leotiomycetes; Helotiales; Pleuroascaceae
Exons: 1
Coding region: 1-1185 (394 amino acids)
Source: RefSeq, a predicted model, not a curated record